AUGGACUACAAGACUACUUAUAUACAAUAUUCGGAGACCACUAGGGGAAAUGAGACCCGUAGCGAAGGGUUGAUAUACCAGGAUAAAGGUGAUGGCUCGGGUCUUGCCGAGAUUAUGCUAUUUACUAAGGUACAACAAAACCUUAUGGAUGUUACUAGGGAGCUACGCGAUGUGACGGAUCAGAUAUACAGUUACCGUGAAUCUCCAGGCAGUGUGGCCUGCACAAAGGACACAUUACCCACGUUGAUGGCAAUGCUGAUGGAUCACAGAGAAAGAGCAAGGAGACAGUACAAGGAUAUCUUGGCCACAAAAUACUCAGAACAUCACUGGGAUUUGGAAAACAUUGUUAAAGAGCUAGAGGCAGAACUGUCAAGAACCGACGAACUGCUAUCUCUGUAUCCACAUCGUGGAACUUUACGCUAG
Messenger RNA from Nakaseomyces glabratus, 423 nucleotides. RefSeq names its product Gpg1p (gene GPG1). The record is from RefSeq and is a predicted model, not a curated record. NCBI's taxonomy places the organism in Eukaryota, Fungi, Ascomycota, Saccharomycetes, Saccharomycetales, Saccharomycetaceae.